Molecule: messenger RNA, 540 nt
Organism: Ilex paraguariensis (yerba mate)
Lineage: Eukaryota; Viridiplantae; Streptophyta; Magnoliopsida; Aquifoliales; Aquifoliaceae
Source: the annotation of a GenBank genome assembly
AUGGAAUCCCCGAAGACAAUAGAGCACGAAAUCGGAGGGGUGAAAAAUGAUGCACUUCGAUUUGGACUUCAUGGCGUAAAGAGCGACAUCGUUGGAUCUCAUCCCCUCGAAUCUGAAUAUCAAUCGACAAGGAUGAGGCAAGAGGAUAUGAAGAGGAAGAUCCUUGUGAACACUUACGGCUCGGCUUUUCCUUUGAGGAUGGAGCUCGAUCGCCAAAUUCUUUCCAGGAAAACUAUGGAGGCUGCAAAGAAACAGAACCGAGGUUUUGAGGAUAGUAAGAAUGGCAGUGCAGAUGAGCUCAAAGCCGUUGGUGAGGAGAUUUCCACAUUGAAGACAAAGAUCAAGAAGCUGGAAUCUGAAUGUGAGACAAAAGACAAAGAGGUGAAGGCUGCUGAAUCCAAUUCACUGGCUUUUAAAAAUCAAUCUGCAGGAUUCCUUCUUGAAUAUGACCACUUGCUGGAGGAGAAUCAAAACCUUCGAAAUCAGUUGCAGUCAAUUGACCAGAGCCUUCCCCAUUCUGAUGGCAAAAAGAAUAUGUAA